AUGUCAGCCGGAAUCUCGCCAACCCACAUUUCGUCAUCCGCUUUGAACGCGCAAAAGAGGGCGUAUCGGCAGCGAAGGAAAGACCCCAGCUGUGAUGCUUGCAGGGAGCGCAAGGUUAAGUGCGACGCCACCGAAACCACAGCAUGUUCGGAAUGCUCCAGUCGAAAUCACAAGUGUCAGUUUACCAAAGAGACCAACCGUAGGAUGUCCUCAAUCAAACAAGUCCAAGAUCUCCAGAGUCAGCUAGCAGAGCUUCGACAAGAGAAUACACAUCUAAGGACGAGAGUUACGGAACGGACAUCCAUGGAAAUCGAUCGGCCUGCUGUACCAAACCAGAUUGAGAGUCACCCGAAGAUUCGCGACAGGCCACAUAGGAUCCAAGCUCCAACCAUGCAAAAUUUUGACCUGGUUCGCCGGAAUGUUCGCACAUAUUCUGAAGGCAUAUUCGACCAUGUCUCACAAAGUCGCUCCAGUACCAGUCUGUCCCAGAAUAGCUUAAUUCAUCCAGAGGUGCCUCCUCGGGCGGAGUUUGCUCAUCUUUCACGAUCAUAUCUUGAUUCGAUCCACGAACUCUUUCCCAUACUCCACUGGCCGACAUUCCAGCACGAGGUUGACCAGGUUUAUACUGCGAGGAGCUUUGAAGGAAUGCCACGGGAUUGGAUUAGCUUGUUCUUUGCCGUCAUGGCUUGUGGCCAGCUCCAAUCAGCUUUUGCUCAACCUGGGUCUCCCAAGCCUUCCGGUGACGAAAGGAAAUACUUCGAAUUGGCCACAAAUGCGCACUUGCGCCCAGCCCAGGAUAUUUCAAUAAACCAUGUCAAAGUCGCAUUCCUUCUUGGUCUAUUUUCCAUAGAGAGCAACAAGAAGUCGGAGGGUGCUACAUGGCUAGCUUCUGCGAUCAGGAUGGCUCACACCUUAGGACUUCAUAUUGAGAGGAACUUUCACUCAGCCAUGGAACUCGAGCUCAGAAGGCGGCUCUGGUGGUCUUUGUACACUCUUGAUCGAAUUUCCUCUUUUGAAGCAAUGAUCCCUAUGUCAAUCCACGAAGAUGACUUCGAAGUUUCUCUACCGUCUUCCACGGAAGAUCGAUACAUAUCUCAAGGCUUUUCGCGUCAGCAAUCAAGCCAACCCCCCUUUACUGGGUUUCUGGCGAUCAUUCAAGUGGCACGGCUAUACUGGGAUUUGUCCCGCACUCUGAAGUCCAGCAUCGUCUCUGUCGAAGCCUUGCAAGCUUUUGAUGAGAAGGUUCAUUCCAUAAUGAUGCUCUUCACCGAGACUGAUCAGGUCACAAACAAUUCUCCGCUCGCUCCACAGGCUCUCCCCACAGUCCUUACUCUUCAAUCUGCUCGAUUCUGCCUCUACCGACAUAAUCUGUCGCCAGUAUGCCGACAGAGUGAACGAAAUGAGGCACUUCGCAGGUGCCUACUGGUGGCACAAGACACUGCUCAAUACAUAUCGCGAACGCUACGGACAGCUCCAGAGAAGCCUGAAUUUGAUCGUACCUGGCGAACAAGAGUGGGUCAAAGUGCUUCUAGUAUGUUGUGCAUGCACAUUUGGCGCUGCAUGUUGAUACUCUGUUUCCGAGCCGAGUACCAGCCUGCACUCGAUUGUCUUCACUUCGCCGCCGUGGUUGGGAGUGGUCGAAAGAUCAACGCGGCGUGUGGUAAGAAUCUGGCCUUCUUCUUGGAUCGUCUCCUUGAACGGGUUCGCAGUGGCAACGGUGCGCAUCACCAGCUUGAGCAUGAUGAAGAAAUGAUUGCAUACGUUAGUGGUGAUAUGCAGGCCAGUCCCGAACACGCCUGGAUUUGGUCUCCAGAAUCUGCUCCACCACAGUCGCCUCCCCAUACCUCCCCAACCUUGCGAAUGGCAAACCACGGAGUAGAUGACCCUAUGCAGGGUACAAACUUGCCGCUACGACCAACUCCUGGCUCGCCUCAGAAUGAUUUCACAGAGUGGGAUGGGUGGAGUCGAAUUGAACAGAGAAUUCGGCUUCUCAUGGACGAAAAUCAUGCUCGCCUUUCCCAACCCGCCUCAUACUAUCCUCCACCUCAUAACCCUAUGAAAAGAGUACAAUUAGCACCCGGUCCGCCAGUGUCUCCCAACAAUUCGGUCUCUUUACCUCCGCCAACACCCUCGAAUGCCAGUCGAAUCAGUAUUGCAAACAUCAUCUAG
Messenger RNA from Aaosphaeria arxii CBS 175.79, 2169 nucleotides. RefSeq lists its product as uncharacterized. Gene Ontology annotation, biological process: regulation of DNA-templated transcription; DNA-templated transcription. Lineage: Eukaryota; Fungi; Ascomycota; Dothideomycetes; Pleosporales. The record is from RefSeq and is a predicted model, not a curated record. Bases 1 to 2169 code for a protein of 722 amino acids. Gene Ontology annotation, molecular function: zinc ion binding; DNA-binding transcription factor activity, RNA polymerase II-specific; DNA binding. The transcript has 4 exons.